Molecule: messenger RNA, 2854 nt
Organism: Diceros bicornis minor
Lineage: Eukaryota; Metazoa; Chordata; Mammalia; Perissodactyla; Rhinocerotidae
Gene: RPAP2
Product: RNA polymerase II associated protein 2
Exons: 13
Coding region: 249-2240 (663 amino acids)
Cellular component (GO): nucleus; cytoplasm
Molecular function (GO): RNA polymerase II CTD heptapeptide repeat phosphatase activity; RNA polymerase core enzyme binding
Source: RefSeq, a predicted model, not a curated record
GACAGAGUUCCAGACCAGGCGCGCGGGGCGCUCCCGAAAGGCUGCCCCGGGGGAGGUAGUCUUCGGGGCAGAGAAGGCCGAGAGCUUCUCACCGCCGUCCUCGCGCGUUCUGGGGAAGACCUCCGGCCGCCUCCACCUCUUUCCACUAGUAUUCCACGAUUUUCCCCAGAAGGGCUGUGCUCCAGUCUCUGAGGGAAAGGGCAGUAGAGAUCCUGGGAGCCUGGAGUCGCCAGAGUGAGCAAGUGACCAUGGCAGCGUCAGCGGGCAGUGCGCAGCUGGCCUUGAACCUAGCACUGGUCCUCCUUCCAGAUGUCCUGCUGAUCUGGUGCUCCGGUUCUCUGAGGUGUCAUACUCCUCCCUUUCCCUGGGAGCGAACAUUUGGGGGAUGGAGAGAGGUUGCCCGUAAAAGGAGCCAGAUCUCAGAUUUGCAGGAGUGCCUAACUAUGCAACUGUGUUUCAAGACAAAAUUCAAUCCCGAAAGAGGUACUAAACAGACAAGUGCCUUGCAACAAGAGGAUGCCUCCAAAAGAAAAGCAGAACUAGAAGCGGCUGUGAGAAAGAAGAUUGAGUUUGAGAGAAAAGCUCUACAUAUUGUUGAACAGCUUUUAGAAGAGAAUAUUACAGAAGAAUUCCUAAGGGAGUGUGGGAAGUUCAUUACUCCUGCUCACUACAGUGAUGUCGUGGAUGAGCGUUCUAUUAUCAAACUCUGUGGUUAUCCCUUAUGUCAGAAGAAGCUAGGAAUUGUACCAAAACAGAAAUAUAAAAUUUCUACCAAAACCAAUAAAGUCUAUGAUAUUACUGAAAGAAAGUGUUUUUGCAGCAAUUUUUGUUAUAAAGCAUCUAAGUUUUUUGAAGCACAAAUUCCUAAAACUCCAGUAUGGGUUCGAGAAGAAGAAAGGCACGCUGAUUUUCAGCUGCUGCAAGAAGGACAAAGUGGCCAUUCUGGAGAAGAAGUACUGUUAUGCAGUAAAGCCAUUAAGACAUCAGAUAUUGACAAUCCUGGCCAUUUUGAGAAGGAUUAUGAGUCUAGUUCUUCUAGCACUCAUAGUGAUAGUAGCAGUGAUAAUGAACAAGACUUUAUUUCCUCCAUUCUACCAGGAAACAGACCAAAUGCAACGGGUAUAAGGCCACAGCUGUGCAAAAAAAGCAUAAUGAAAAAGAAAGCUGGUCAAAAAGCUAACUCCAAAAAUGAAGACAAAGAACAGACAGUAAUAGAUGUCACUGAGCAGUUAGGCAGUUGCAGAUUAGAUAGUCAGGAGAAAGCUGUUGCUUGUGAACUUCCUUUACAAACAGUGAAUACUCAGAUUUCUUCAAAUAGUCCUUUGCAAGAAAAAUUAGAAGCCUCAGAAAUUUCUGAAAAUAAAUACAGUAGUUCGAAAAUAACUCUAGUAGGUAUAAGUAAGAAGAGUGCUGAGCAUUUUAAGAGGAAAUUUGCCAAAUCAAGCCAAGUUUCGAAGUCAGCUUCAGUGCAGCUGUGUCCUGAAGUUGCAAAAGCAAACUUACUUAAAGUCCUGAAGGAGACUUUGAUUGAGUGGAAGACAGAAGAAACUUUGAGGUUUUUGUAUGGCCAGAAUUAUGCUUCUUUGUGUCAGAAACCUCCUUCAGUUCCUCUGGUUAAAGAAGAAGAACUUGAUGAAGAUGACAUAAACUCUGACCCAGAUAGUCAUUCCUCUGCCUCAAGAGAAUCUCAGAACAGCUUGGAUGAGUCUUUACCUUUUAGGGCCUCAGAUACAGCCAUUAAACCACUGCCAAGUUAUGAGAACUUGAAAAAAGAAACUGAAACAUUAAAUCUAAGGAUCAGAGAGUUUUAUAGAGGACGAUAUGUUUUGAAUGAAGAAACCACCAAAUCACAAGACUCUGAAGAGAAUGAUCCCACCUUUCCACUGAUAGAUUCAAGUUCUCAGAACCAAAUUAGAAAACGCAUCGUACUUGAAAAAUUGAGUAAAGUAUUGCCUGGACUUUUGGGGCCUUUUCAGAUUACGUUAGGAGAUAUUUACAUGCAACUUAAAAAUCUUGUCCGAACUUUCAGAUUAACAAAUAGAAAUAUUAUACACAAACCUGCAGAGUGGACCUUAAUUGCUGUGGUGUUGCUGUCAUUACUGACUCCGAUUCUUCGCACUCAGAAGCAUUUUCAGGAAAAUGUGGUGUUUACACAGUUUAUAGCCACCCUGCUUGAAGAAUUACAUUUAAAGAAUGAAGACCUUGAAAGUUUAACCAUCAUAUUUAGAACCAGCUGUUAACCAGAGUGGUAUAAUCCAUGAAGACCAAACAGAAGAUGAACUUCUAUUCACCAUUUCUGGAAUUCUAGCCACAAUGAUGGUCUGGUGGUGACUGAUGGCUUUGUUCCAAGAAAGACCUUUACCUCUAAAGAUUUCAACUCCCUGCCUCCCAGUUCCUAACUGUAUAGAAUGACUUUCCCAGAUAGAGGAGAACCAUUAUUCCAACAAGGAUAACCAAGUCCUUGCAUCCCUAGCUAUGAGACUUAGUAUUUUUAUUUAUUUGAAAAUGAAACUCAGAAAGUCUUAAGUUGAAACUUGAAUGAAUAUUCAAGAAAAUAUAAUGACCUCUUAUUUUUUCUGGAUAAUUCCAGCCUUCUUAUCAGUUGACCAAAAAAUUAAGAAAAUUCUCAUUUUGGCCUCACAGUCUAAACUCUAGAUUCUAAAGACCAGUAAAGCGUUAGGGCAAUAAAUGCAAUCUAAGAUGAAGCCCUUUGGAAGUCUAGUCAUUAUUCUUUUAAAGAAGCUGACUGUGCUAUAAAAUGGACCUGAGCAAUGUGGUUAACCUCACAAGUCCAGAACAGGAGUAUCCCAGAGCUGUCUGGACUCAAGGAAAUAAAAAUUUUUUAAAAGUGAAA